Moneuplotes crassus is the source of this 883-nucleotide messenger RNA. Lineage: Eukaryota; Ciliophora; Spirotrichea; Euplotida; Euplotidae. The record is from the annotation of a GenBank genome assembly.
GGAAGAGUUUAAAAAUUCUAAAGAAUCCCAAAUGAAUCCGGAAAAGACAAUAGAGCAGGUUGAGAUUUUAGAAAAUCAGGCGAAAACACUUAGAAUGAAUGGGUAUUGCAUCGCAUAUCAUAUUCUGACUAUGAGCAUCUUGCUUGCAUGCUCAGGGCUAUCAGGGUCUUCUGAUUGAGGAAUUAAGACUCAAGAAUUGCUCACUAUGGCUGUAUUAGUCAAAAUGGGAGCAGUUAUUCAUUAUUUAUUCAAAACUAAGUGCAUCAGAGACCAUGGGGUCAGUAAUUCUACAGUGAACACUAUAUCUUGGGCAUAUCUUCUAGGGUCAUCAACGUGGCAUUGGACUGUAGUCGAACGAUUCAUAAAUUCUAAAAAUCAAUGAUUUCACGCCAAUCAACUUCUCUGGACAGGACACACAUUACUUACAAUAGAGCCCAUCAUAUUAGCAUUCUGGGCAGGAGCCUACAUUUUUGGGCUAUUCAUAAAACUUGUUGAAGAAUCAAAUAAUAAUGGUCCCAAUAUGAAUAUUCUUAAUAAUCAGCACGAAUACCUUGCUAAAGAGCUGUCUAAGCUAAGACACUUUAUCUCAAGCCAUUUCAAGGAUACUUGCAGAAUCUGUUCUGGCAUCCUACAACCAGAUCAGAUGGUAAUAGUAUCCCAAUGAGCCCAUAGCCACGUGGUGCAUUAUUCUUGAGAUGCCACGUCAACAAACUCGAAUCAGAAUUGCCCAAGCUGAGAAGACUCAAAUACUGACGAAGAAGUAGAGAAGCCUAAGAUAAUACCAUUCGCCGAAAUCUUAGCACAGAAAUAUGAGAAAGUAGAAGAAGAUCGUAGAGCUCUGAAGGAGAGGAAGAAGAGAAAAUACUCGUAUACUGACUUUUAA